Messenger RNA from Gekko japonicus, 436 nucleotides. RefSeq names its product protein Wnt-4-like. The record is from RefSeq and is a predicted model, not a curated record. Gene Ontology annotation, molecular function: cytokine activity; frizzled binding. Gene Ontology annotation, biological process: multicellular organism development; canonical Wnt signaling pathway; cell fate commitment. The annotation marks the transcript as partial. Gene Ontology annotation, cellular component: extracellular region. Lineage: Eukaryota; Metazoa; Chordata; Lepidosauria; Squamata; Gekkonidae. The transcript has 3 exons.
AUGGCAACCCUCCGCCUGUGCUCCAUGAUGGCUUUGGUCCACCACACCCUCGCAGUGACAUGGUUAUACCUGGCCAAGCAGCCACCCCUGCGAGGGCUCCAACGGGAUCCCGGGGCCUGCGAAAGUCUGAAGGGGUUGGCCGAAGAGCAGGUGAGAAUGUGCCACCGCCAGGUGGAAGCCAUGGAUACCGUGAAGCGUGCGGCCGAGCUGGCCCUCGAGGAGUGCCAGCACCAGUUCCGUGACCGCCGCUGGAACUGCUCGACCCUGCAGGGACUGCCAGUUUUUGGGAAAGUCAUUCUACAAGGCACCCGCGAGUCAGCCUUCGUCCACGCUGUCUCCUCAGCUGGGCUCGCUUUUGCCGUGACCCGGGCCUGCAGCCGGGGGGAGCUGGAAAAGUGUGGAUGUGACCGCAAGAUCAGAGGAGUCAGCCCUGAAG